CCCCUCUCGCUUUCUCUCAAAGCUACAUCCUUCCGCUCCGUCUCCUCUCCUCUCUCCUCCCCUUCCUCGCCGCACCUUCUUUCCAUUCCCCUUCCCCUUCCCCUCUCCAACACCCUCUCCAACACCUCUCCAAUACCUCUUCCCCGCCCCGAGAGACGGUUCAACAAAGGCAUGUUCCAGCCUCAACCCACGCCGUUCGCCUCCAGCAGCUUCGCGUCCUACGGCCUAGCUCCCGAACUGGACUUGGGAUAUCCCGUGUCAGCCGGAGGCGGAGGAGCUGGUGCGCCCCCCGGGUCGCCCUACGACUCUCAACCGCAACAGCAACAGCAACAACAGCCUGGUGCACCACUUCAGAAUCCUCACCUGCAGCGCCAGCAACAAGCCUCGGCAUCGCCUGCUGCUUCUCCCUACGCACAAUCCACCGCUUCCUACACCCAAUCCACCACUUCGACGACGUCGCCACCGCCGCAGACCCCAACGAACCGAGACACUGCUCAGGCGCACCACCACCAGCACCAAGACCUGCAGCUCCGCCAACAACAGCAGCAGUUCCAGCAGCUGAACAACCAGCCGCUCCACCAUACUUCGCAGCAUCAACACCACCAAGCGCCCCAAGCGCCACGCCAACCCUACCCUUCCAACUUCGUCAACAUCCCCACGAUGGAGGACCAGCAAGACCAGCAGGGCCAGCACGACAUGGCCGCCCAGCAGGCUGCCGCCAAAGACUACCAAGCCGUCCACGAGGGACCUUUGGUCGGCAACAAAGUGUCCAGCGAUGCCAUCACCGCCGAGUAUGCCAAAGCCGACCAAGUCUACGUCGAGAAAACAAUUGCUCUUCCCCAGACAUUUUCCCACUAUCGGCCCAUCCAGGGCGACGGCAACUGUGGCUGGCGAGGCCCAGAUGCCAAACCCACGCCUUUCCCCCAGACACGACUCCGCUCUCCGGCGGCACGUUGCUUUGUCUCGCCCUGCCGCCCGUGUCUCGGGACCCUGUCUCAAGUGACCUGUCGAAUCUUGGCUAACGGUUUUGUCUCGGCAGCAAUUGGAUUCUCCUACUUUGAGAAACUCAUCGAUUCAGGCGAUCAGGGUAAGAUUGAGGGCGAAGUCGCCCGACUGAUGAGCAUGAACCACAUGAUGUCUAAUGUCGGCGGCUAUGCUUACUUUGAAGAGUGGGCCGACGAGAUGUUCGGACUGCUUCGAGAGAUUGCUCAGAGCAUGGAUAGCCCCGACCCGCAAGUGCCACACCUACUACUGCUUGAGCGGUGGAAUGAUGCUGCAGUUAGUAGCAGCAUCAUCUACUACCUUCGCUUGCUCGCCGCGACCUACCUCAAGGCUAACGCUGCCACUUACGAUCCCUUCCUCCCGGAGGUAGCUGGAGGCGUCGUUGGCUACUGCAACCAAUCCAUCGAGCUGGUCGAUCGCGAAAUUGAGCACCUGGGCAUCGUCGCCCUCGUCCACAUGCUGCUCCAGCCCGUCAACUUUGUUCUCGAGAUCGUCUACCUGGAUCGAAGCCCCGGCAGCCAGGCAAACCGAUAUCGCUUUCCCGAGGAGGCCAACGGUCAAGACCCUUCCAACCUUGGUCCCAUCAUUUACUUGCUCUAUCGGCCCGACCACUACGACAUCUUGUACCUCACGCCUCCCCCACUGGCAAUCCCGCUUCCUGUGCCCACUGCUCCGGUGUCGAUGCAUGUCAACCGAGUCAACCACCUCUCUCGCCAUACCCCGAUUACCAGCACCAUGGACCUUGGAGAGUACUCGUCGGUUGACUUUAGCACACUAUCCAUCAUUCCUGGGCUCAACUCGAUGGGGAUGGCCCCCUUGGCGCCCCCUCCGCCCACGACCUCUGCGCAGCAGCAGAAUUCAUGGAUAUCGUCUUACGACGGGUUACCGGCUUCAUCCCCUCAGACUCAGUCUCAACCAGCACCCGCCCUCAUGGCAUCACCACAACCCCCAUCCCCACCCACUUCCAUGUCAGCCAGCUCAAGCGUAGGGCCCAACCCGCCAAUGGUUGCUACAUCUGGGUUGGGGCCUGCACUUUUGCCGCCGCCGAAUAACAGGACGACCCCCGGUUACCAAAUUCGAUUCAGCCCAGUUCAACUCGAAUAUGAAGAGAAUAGGACCGGCAUAGAACCACAUUUCAAUGUCAAGACAAACACGUUCAAGAACAGCAUAUGGAAUCGUGCACACUAUGGAAACCCAGACUUCCACCCCGAGGAAUGGAGCCCGGACGAUGAGCAUGUUGAUGGAAGAGUUGGAGGGAAACGCAAAAUGAAGAAAGAGCCGCCGUCUUAGAUGAAUGCGGUGGAUGGGCAUGGAAUCGAGGAGAUGCAUACGCUCUGAGAGAGAUUCACGGCACAACAACACAGAAUGGUCUCAACAAGCCAUUUUUCUUACGACAUUGAGCGGUUGGGAGCAUGUGCGGGAGCUCAGUUUGGAUUGAUUCAGACGGUGGAUGGAAGUAGUUGGAU
Molecule: messenger RNA, 2468 nt
Organism: Ilyonectria robusta
Lineage: Eukaryota; Fungi; Ascomycota; Sordariomycetes; Hypocreales; Nectriaceae
Product: peptidase C65 Otubain-domain-containing protein
Exons: 4
Coding region: 172-2292 (706 amino acids)
Biological process (GO): protein K48-linked deubiquitination
Cellular component (GO): nucleus
Molecular function (GO): cysteine-type deubiquitinase activity; ubiquitin binding
Source: RefSeq, a predicted model, not a curated record